Messenger RNA from Brassica rapa (field mustard), 1836 nucleotides. RefSeq names its product glycosyltransferase BC10. Lineage: Eukaryota; Viridiplantae; Streptophyta; Magnoliopsida; Brassicales; Brassicaceae. The record is from RefSeq and is a predicted model, not a curated record. Gene Ontology annotation, cellular component: membrane. Gene Ontology annotation, molecular function: glycosyltransferase activity.
AAAACCAACUAUCUGAUUUUUUUUUCAAAAAUAUUUAAAUUAUCUAAAUUACUCGAUAUUUUAUUUCAAAACUGGAGCUACCCGAUAUUUUCUUUUAAAAUUUUGAGUUAUCCAUAAAAUUUAUUUAAAUUAAUUGAGAUUAUCCAAAAAUCAGCACCAAACCAAUUGGAUCAUAUUAGCCGGUUUCCAACUUUGUUAUCCAAACUGAACCGAAACCGAACCAAAUUUCAUAUAUAACCGAAUUGAUCCUAUAACCGAAAAAACUAAACCAAAUUAACCUAACUGAAUCGAAAACCAUAAUGCCCAGGCAUAUACAUUUCUUAAAUACACUGUUCCAAUGCGACGUUAUGCGUUUCCUAGGUUUAUGCUUAUGUUACACUAAAAUGAUAAAUCAGAUGAGAGUUUUUAGAAUAACAUUUCUCAAUGGAUUCGUCAGACAAACAUUGUCGAAGCAUAAUAAAAAUAAAAAAAAGUUGAGAUCUUUUAGAUGAAAGUGAUGGAUAUGGAAGAAGGGGUUAAAGAUAAUGCUGCAUCACCACCCCCUAAAUCAAGAAUCACAAACCAAUCUAGGGCUCUUGUGUCAAUACGUCUGCUUCAGGUAUUGUUGCUGUUUCUUGUUUUGACUCUUGGGAUCUCCGUUGUUAGUAUACACAUGAUCAAGUUCUUCAAGAUUCAAGAUCCUGUGUCUUCGACCACGUUGGUCUCUAUGUACGAUCAUGAAGCCGUUACGUUAGAGAGCUUUAUUAGGCCUCCUUUGAAUGUUUGGCACACUAUGAAUGACGGUGAAUUGCUUUGGCGUGCUUCCAUGGAGCCAAAGAGACAUGACUAUCCGUUUAAACGGGUUCCUAAGUUGGCUUUCAUGUUUCUCACCAAGGGGCCUUUACCAUUUGCUCCACUUUGGGAGAUGUUCUUUAAGGGACAUGAGGGUCUCUACUCAAUCUAUGUUCAUGCAUUGCCUAACUACAGAUCAGAUUUUGAUAGGUCAUCUGUGUUUUACAGAAGAUACAUCCCAAGUCAGGCUGUGGCAUGGGGAGAGAUGAGUAUGUGUGACGCUGAAAGGAGGCUUCUAGCUAGUGCGUUGCUUGAUAUAUCUAAUGAAUGGUUUGUUCUGCUGUCUGAAUCAUGCAUUCCUCUACGCGGUUUCGGCUUUAUCUAUGGUUAUGUCUCUGGAUCAAGAUAUAGUUUCAUGGGUUGUGCUGACGAGGAAGGACCUGAUGGGAGAGGAAGAUACAGAAACGGAAUGGAACCUGAGAUCACACUUAGCCAGUGGAGAAAAGGGUCACAGUGGUUUGAAAUUAACCGGAAACUCGCUCUUGAGAUUGUUCAAGACAUCACUUACUAUCCCAAAUUCAAAGAGUUUUGUAAACCUCCAUGUUAUGUUGAUGAACAUUACUUCCCUACAAUGUUGUCUAUGAAACAUAGGAUUUUUCUGGCUAACCGGACACUGACAUAUACAGAUUGGUCACGUGGUGGUGCUCAUCCAGCUACUUUUGGAAAGGCUGAUAUAACGGAAACUUUCCUCAAGAAUCUUCCAGGAGCUAAAGCUUGCUUCUACAAUGAUCAGAGGUCUCCUGUUUGUUAUCUCUUUGCUAGAAAGUUUGCUCCGAGUGCAUUGGAGCCCUUAUUGGAACUUGCACCCAAGAUUCUUGGGUUCUAAUAGAUCUAACACUUGUCAAUCUUGGUUUUGUUCUGGAAAGUGCUUGAGUUUGGACUGUAAACACUACAACUGAUCAUUAAUAAGUCUCUUCUUACACAAUGAUAUUUGAGGUAUUGUGAUUGUUAUAGAUAAUUUUGACCUCAGAGAUGGUUGAAUAAAGAGGAUUGAGUUCUUAUUCA